AUGCUCUCAACUCCUAAUCAAUUUCUUGACAUACUAUGGAGCUAUUGGGGCAAAAAGGGCGAGAAUUCGUGGGAAAAGGAAUUUGACAAAUGCAGGGGAAGAAUGCAAUCACCCAUUAAUAUAGAUACUAAUAAACUGAUUGUCGACGAGUCGUUGAACAUUGAAUUUAUUAAUUACGACAAAGCGGUCAAUAAAGCAAACAUGUUUAAUACUGGAUAUAAAGUGAAGAUAUACGCGGAUGAAAAUAGUGCUGAAGAUGUGUUCAUCAGUGGUUCGGCGCUCAAUAACCAGACCUAUAAGUUCAUUGAAUUGCACUUCCAUUGGAACGAUGGGCCAAACAAUGGGUCCGAACACGCAAUCGAUGGCCAAAAGUUUGUGAUGGAGUGCCAUAUAAUGCACCGCAAUAUUAAAUACAACGACAUGGAGACGGCCAACGCUCACGACGACGGCUACGCUAUCAUUGCUCUCGUAUAUAUCGAAUUGGAUGAACCAAACCUAAUGUACGAUAUGAUUACCGAUCACUUGCAUAACGUUCAGGACAUCGGACAGCAGUACACGUUUGAAACUUCUAUCUAUUUAGAGAGCCUAUUGCCGCCCAAUCGGGAAGUAUUUUAUCGGUACUUCGGUUCGUAUACCACUCCCCGUUGUAAUGAAGCCGUCACUUGGAUUAUAUACCCGGAGCUCGUCUUUAUUGAUAAAAAACAGGUCUAA
Molecule: messenger RNA, 711 nt
Organism: Medioppia subpectinata
Lineage: Eukaryota; Metazoa; Arthropoda; Arachnida; Sarcoptiformes; Oppiidae
Source: the annotation of a GenBank genome assembly